Molecule: messenger RNA, 914 nt
Organism: Mixia osmundae IAM 14324
Lineage: Eukaryota; Fungi; Basidiomycota; Mixiomycetes; Mixiales; Mixiaceae
Exons: 4
Coding region: 51-836 (261 amino acids)
Molecular function (GO): heme binding
Source: RefSeq, a predicted model, not a curated record
UCGCCCUCGACUUGCGGCUUGCCCUGUCUCGUAGAUCUUGUGAGCAAGCGAUGAGCGCAAAUGGGCCGAUACCCUCGCCCCGACUUGGCUCAGGUCUGUCCCACUGGUGGUCAGGCAAGAGCGAACCGGACGGCACGUUCAAAGUACCUCUCAAGCCAGCCAGCACUGUCCCAUCGCGCCUCACUCAGCCUGUACAACCCACCUCAAACACCGCCAAUGCAUCGCUAGACAACAUCCAGCUAGAACUGCCAUCAGACGAUGAAGACGAGUCACGCGAUCGUGAUGAUGGUGAUGAUGACAAGCCCAUGUUUCCCAUGCCCAACAGCGUACAGAGGAGUAGGGCUCCACCUACCAGACUAGCCGCACCUUCAUCCCGUAUCACUUCAGCCAGCCCGACGACCCUGGGAACAACCACAAUGGGAUUGGCCAGCAAGAACGCGUCCUUGGCUUUGCCACCGUCGACGACUGUCCCACCCAAGCGGGUCAAAGUCGCUCUCGCGCCCGGAUACAGUCCGCUCGAUUGGGCCAAACUGAAAGCUUCAGGCGAAGAUCUGAGGGACGGAGUGGAAUCGAUAAUGAGGAUAGGCCCGAGUGAGCUCAAGAGACACAACACGAAGAAUGACGCUUGGGCUGCUUUCCAAGGCAAGAUCUAUAAUAUGACGCCUUACCUCCCUUUCCACCCCGGCGGCGCCAAGUUUCUCAUGUCGGUCGCUGGCAAGGACGGCACAAGUCUAUUCAUGGAGACUCAUGCAUGGGUCAAUGUGGAAACCAUGAUGGACGCCUGUCUCGUCGGCAUCCUCGUCAGCGAUCCCUACCCCGACAGCGACAGCGACUAGAAUUGUAUAUGCGUUCACUCCGCAGCUUGCAGAGACUAUGUUGUUGUCACGAUGCAGCAUGAAAUACAACAAACACAG